GGGGGGGGACGGGUCGCGUACCGCCGCGGGAUGGCCGACCCUCUUUCUUCAUCUUCAUCUUCUUCUUCUUUCUUCUUUCUUCUUUCUCUCUCCUCUGGUCUUAUUUUGGUUCUUCCUUUUAUUUUUCCUUCGUACAAAACUGAACUGGAGUCCCAAGGGACCUUCUUUUCUACUUUACUGUUUUUCUCUUUUUGUUUCUUUUCCUUUUAUUUUUUUUUGUUUUACUUUUUGUCUUUUUCUUACUAACUGAUUCCUUGAAUCAGUAAAGUUGUUUAAUACAACUUCUUACUUUCUCUCAUUAUUUAUUUUAUCUUUUCUUUCUCUUCAUUCUCUAAUUUUUGAACAAAGAUUUUCUUUUUUUCUACUUUUGACAAUUAAAUCUUGUGAAAACUUUAUUAUUUCAUCCACCUUCAAUUCAUAAACUUAAUAGAUUCGAAUAUUACAUAGGUGACUAAUUUAGUUCAUUCACUUACUAUUGUAGACGGAGAUUUUGUAGAAGGAGCUUUCUAGGGGUGACUUUAUUAUUCGUAUCUGCGCUACUCGAGAUGGCAAGACUUCACCAAACCGCAAGAAAAAGGACAGCGAGGAAACUCACUGGCCCUCUCUCUGCUUCACCUUACUUGAUUCGCAUGAGAUACGGGGAGGAUGUUUGUGAUUAUGUCCAUCGUUUGAACUUGGCUAUUGAAAGCUACCAUUUUAAUGACUUAUAUGGAGAUUCAGACUUUUGCACUCCUGAAAAGAAAGCAUAUGUUUUAUUGACAACCCUACCCGAGCGAGGACCAUUAGGAGCAAUCAAAAGAAAAUACAAUGAUGUUUAUGUUAAUGAUACACCUAAUGUUGAGAGGUACACGCAUAAAGGAUCAUGGUUUCUGACUAUUGAGUAUCUACGAAGGGUCAUGAUUGAUGCUAUGGAAGAAUACUAUUACAAUCUCAAUGUAAAUGGCUCUAGUUCUGAUGAAGGAGAAGCUAAUAGAAGCCCUAACCCUACCCACCCUCAGUCCGAGAUGGAAGAUGAAGAGCCUAUGGAGGAUGAUGACCUUUAAGUUGUUCUUUCUUUUAUUUUAUUACGUGCAAUAAGAUUUCUUUUUUUAGAACCAAUAGAUGUUAUGUUGACCAAAGAUGUUAUGUCGAUUGAAUGAUUGAAUAAAGAUGUUUACUUUUUCUAAAGUUGUGUUCCUAGCUCAAACUAAAUACUUAUGUCUCAUUAUUAUACUUUACAUCAAUAAUAAAUGGUGGUCACACCAUUGUUUUCUCUUUUCUAGGUAGCUUAUGCAAUUUAACGUCUAUACUCGUUCUCGUUCCCGCUCAAACAAAAAUAUGUCUGAGACUCCCGAACAAAUUGCUGCUCGUUUGCGAACUCUCGAGCAAUUAUCCCAAAG
Molecule: messenger RNA, 1379 nt
Organism: Beta vulgaris subsp. vulgaris (sugar beet)
Lineage: Eukaryota; Viridiplantae; Streptophyta; Magnoliopsida; Caryophyllales; Amaranthaceae
Exons: 2
Coding region: 546-1043 (165 amino acids)
Source: RefSeq, a predicted model, not a curated record